AUGUCUUCACUUUCACAAUACGCCUUGCGCAUGAGCCGUCUGAGUGCCCAAAUCUUGAGUGAGGUUGCCAGGCCGACUGACUCCAAAUCCAUGAAAAUGGUGAAACUUUUCAGUGAGCAGCCCAUGGCUAAGAGGAAGGAGACCUAUGACUGGUAUCCAAACCAUAACACGUAUUUCACACUCAUGGGCACACUCUGUUUUCUUGGCCUCUACAGAGAUGAGCAUCAGGAUUUUAAGGAUGAACAAAGGCCUCUAAAGAAGCUUCGUGGAAAGGGGAAACCACGGAAAGGAGAAGGAAAAAGAGCAGCAAAAAGGAAAUAGUGUUAGCCGUGAAAA
This is a messenger RNA of Fukomys damarensis (Damara mole-rat), 336 nucleotides long. Its product is annotated as 28S ribosomal protein S33, mitochondrial-like. Gene Ontology annotation, cellular component: mitochondrion. The coding region runs from base 1 to 321 and encodes 106 amino acids. The record is from RefSeq and is a predicted model, not a curated record. The transcript has a single exon. NCBI's taxonomy places the organism in Eukaryota, Metazoa, Chordata, Mammalia, Rodentia, Bathyergidae.